Haliotis rufescens (red abalone) is the source of this 5510-nucleotide messenger RNA. RefSeq lists its product as uncharacterized. The transcript has 19 exons. NCBI's taxonomy places the organism in Eukaryota, Metazoa, Mollusca, Gastropoda, Lepetellida, Haliotidae. The record is from RefSeq and is a predicted model, not a curated record. Bases 84 to 3077 code for a protein of 997 amino acids.
AAAAAAACGCAUUUACCUGUGCGUAGUCUGAUUGGUUUAUUUAUGUAAAUAUAGCUUAUGACAUAUUGUACAAACAAUAAUAAAUGAUCACAGUAGGUGCCCGAGAAGACAGUUUGCAGAACUACGAAAGGAGAAUGUCUGGAAGUUUGCUGAAGUUGAUCAUCUUUAUCAGCCUUCUGUUUGACCUGGCAGUAUCCCAAGAUCCCCCAGAUGCUUGCACAACAUACACUCCAUUUCCUGAUUCUGACCGUCGUGGCAUUAACUACACACUGAGUAAUGGAGAAUCCAGCAUUGACGACAAUGAGUUGACUGAAGGAUGGUACGGGGACAGGAGGUACACUCUGGUCGAAGAAUCCCCUGGAUUCUACAAAUGUGGAGGAUGGUACCCAAUAUAUAUACAAGGACGAACACCCAUUGCAGGACAAACACCCAACAGUGACUUGACAAUGUGUGUUCAGUCUACAACUGAAGCAUGCAAAUCGACCUUCAGUGUAGAAGCCAGACAAUGCGAUGGGUUUGAGGUUUACCUUUUGCCUCAAGCUCCAGUCCACCGAGCUGUGUAUUGUUUAGUGGCAAACCAUGGAGUUUCAGGAUCUCCACAAUUUGAUGAAAAACCACGUAUUACUUUUGAGUUAAUGGACAAAGAAUAUUCAAGUGAACUAUUAUUCCGGUGUAACUUUACCCGUUCUUCUGAAGACCUGUUUUACAAGACCAUCUGGUAUGUGGAAGGAGCCCCAAUUUAUACGUUCGAACCUCUUGAGUGGAACUCGGAUGACUUUGACUACAUUGCAAACAGGACAUUGACAGAACAGUUGCUGAAGGACAAUGGGGUUGAGAAGGCUGGAUUUAAUUUACAAUGUGGUGUUCAGGCUCUGUAUGCUCCCGGUGGAGCAACAUCCAGUGGCGAAUUAUCAGAAGUCCAGUUUGUCGGAGUGAAGAUUAAAUGGUAUAACACUCAACCUCUAUCUGAAGGAGAAACUCGUAGAAUAUUUCUGGAACUCACUGUGCCUUUUGGCUGUGGCACAUUCAAAGAGGGGUUGAACAUCCAAUGUCCUUUUGACAUCAAUGUGGUGAGGGUACAAGACCCAGAUAACACCAGCCUUGCUGCAGUAGUUGAAAACUCAUGUAGUAUUGCCAAAAUAAGCUCAAAACAGUGGCAUCAAGGGACAUCAGUGACAGUUGUUGGCAAAAUUACACCUACAUAUGGAGAGGAGACUGCAACAACUCAACUGAAGUUAAAAACCCCCAAUAUCAGCUACGAGUUAUCUUCCUUCUGGCAGGACUAUGAAAUUGGAAUUGUAACGAUCCAACUGGUCAAGAAUACAACUUUGUUCCAAAGAAGAUAUUGUCAUUCACAUAACGAUCCUCAGAUUAUAACAUUUAAUAGGAUGUGGUUUUACCUUGACCAUGCAGAAGUUUACACAUUAUAUUCAGAUUUAAACAAAAUUGAGGUACAGAUACAAACUGAGGACUGUGGCAGAGAAAGGAGGCGAUAUGGCCCAUUCUGUACAUGUGGCGUGGCAGUCCGAGCUGGAAGGACCGUGUUUGAGAUCAGUCACUGCAAGUCCCUCACCUGGCACAUCGGCUACACGGCUUGUGGAGAUGACGGAGACGUGCUGCAAGUUAGGAGGAUACAUUUAAAGCACUACAUGAUCCAUCUGCCCACUGGAAAUACAGUAAAUGUUAACCUAGAGAAUGAUCCAUAUUUCCUGAAUGUUUACGUUACGUCCUCUGUCAACGAUGUUGGAAAAAGUCGUGGUAUGUGUGGUGAACUGUCAGCAACAAGUGAUGAUGACUUGAUAAUGAGAGGUGGUUCCGUGACAAACUCUACUGAGGACUUUGCAGAAUCCUGGAGGGUUAACAAGACUGACAACUUUUUUGACCCAGAGGUUAUCAGUGCAGGACUGUCGUCCUACAAGCCGUUACUCCAAUACUGUACAUGUGAAGAAAAGGGUCUGACAUGUACUGCCAUGGCUGCCUCUGAUACGGUGAAAACACCAAGGGAUAUCCAGAAAAUCAAGCCAAAGAACUGUGUUAUAUCCAAGCGGAAAAAACGCAUGGCCUUGCGCACCCAGAAACGUUCAAAAAGGCAAGUGCAACCAUCAGGAAGAUGGUUUAAUGGCUGGAAUGAGACGCUGGCACAAGCAUACUGUGAGGACAAGUUUUCAGAGUCAAAGGCAGUGAAGGUGUGUGGAGACGUCCCUGGUGUCAAUGUUGCAAACAGCAAACGUGAAUGUGUGAAGGACAUUCAGCUGAGUGGCACUGAUGCUUUUGCCACAAUGGCUGUGGAAAGCGUCUAUGCGAAGUGCUUUCGGGAGGCUUUGGUGAAUCCCAUUUUGAACAUGUCUGAGCCUGGUAAACCAUCAGUUUUUGAAAAGAUUACGGAAGAGACAUGCACUCAAGAUUGCAGCAAAAGAGGUGUCUGUAAAGAGGGACAGUGCCAUUGUAACCCAGGUUUCGGAGGUGGAGAUUGCUCUGUCGAACUGUCCAACCCCCCUACUCUAUUUGACGUUGGAGACGGAGGUCGCUGUGACCUAGCUACAGGAAAAUGCAUCGAAACUGCAGUACUGGGUGACAUCUUCAGUGGGGAAGAAUCCUCCAGAUGUCAAAUAAAGAAAAGCAUGGUGAAACAGGAUGGACAGAUGGCAAUUUCAUCGGUCACAACAUCCAAGGCUGUCACAGAGAGUAUAAGUGAAGUGACUUGUUACCUACCAGAUGCUCUUGCGGAUGAUGUUACUACCAGCUACAACAUUUCUGUGUCUAACAUUGGAACGUUCUACAGUAACGAACUGACCGUCCUGGUGUAUGACUCGACAUGCGUCACUGUCAACAAUGACACUAUGAUCUGGAGUUUGCGGGAUGGAUACUGCACUCACAAAGGAAAGUGUGUGAUGGAGGGGGAUACAUUGGAAGAAGAUGCUUGCGUAUCAUGUGAAAUCAACGACAACCAAAGAAUAUGGAAGACAGCAACAGGUGGAAUUUGCGGAAACAGAGCCGGGAAUGUCAGCGACGAGAGGCUGUUUGUCAUGUUGGGUCUUCUUGUUGCUGCAGCAGCUGCCUUGAACCAUGGUCAAUAAUAUGAAAACAUUGAAUCUAUUCUCUGCUUUAAGUAUACCAGGAUACAUUUAUAUGUCAUUUUGCUAUCUGACCUUUUAUAAAACCCAAUGAUGAUAGAAAACCUUCUAACUUGCCUGUUUUUCAUGCAGAUCCAAUAUGGACAACUUUUUUCUUUUGUAAGAUAAAGUGUCAUAAGGUGUCAUCAAAAUAGUAUCACAGACGAUGUUAUGUUGGCAACAGUCGGUAUACUUAUUCAUGUAUGCUUAACACUGAUGGGGAGGAUAAACAUAAUGCAUCUCCAAGAAUCUGAACAAUGAAUUUUUAAUAUAUGUUUUUAUGUUACUAGUAUUUAGAUGAGUUUUCCUUUAUCUUUGUAAUUUGUUUGAAUUUGGAAUUCUUGUUUUGUUGUACAAGAUUUUUCGUAAACAUAUAUUUGCUCAUGUUUAUGUGGUUUGUAAACUUGUAAAUGCAGGAACAUAUUGAGAUUUUGGUAGCAUAUUUAUAUUUUGGUGUCCUUUGGCCUUUCAACUUAAAUCUAGUAACAUCCAGAUUUUGUACAUAAUUGUCUUGACUGGCUUAUCUUUUUUCUGAAUGUUCAAUGUAGGAAAUUAACAAGGUGUGAUCUUGUACUAAAAAUGCAGCAAUGCCAUAUCAUAGCUCAUAUUGAGCCAUAGCUUCAAAGGUACUACAAACAAAAUAUCAAUGUCAUUAAAAUCGGAUCUUAAGUCUCGCUACCGCAUAAACAAAGAUCUGAGGACAUCCCAUUAUGGAUCAUAUCAGAACGAUCUUUCAUCCUACCAAUCAGAGCGUGGCUUAACAGAUCGGGAAAGUGACGGUUGGAAUGUGUUUUUCUAGUCAUGCAAACUCUAAAAAGGUUAACAGGGUAUUCCGACCGACAGUUAGGGUUGUAUGACUGAUUCCGUAAAAAUCAUUGUCUAUGUCUCACUUUGAACGGAAGAGAAUUUGCAUAGCCCGUUGGAAGUAUUACCUUACAAUCUUGGCCAUCUAAAACACUUUCCAGAAUGUUUUUUAUUCAGUUUUCAAAUUUUGAAAUGAUUGUUUUCAAAGGGUAGUCUGGAAUGAAAGUCGCCAGUUUGAAAUUAGUGCCUUAAAGCUUGAUAAAACUGCUCUCUGACUCACCAAUGUCGACUUCUUGUUAGUAAUUUCAUCGGUAGGUCUAAGUUUGCGAAAGGUCGUUGUGACAUGGCCUGUAAUGGGAUGUCCUCAUAUCUACUUUUAGCAGUAGCGAGACUUAAGAUGUAGUUAGUAGUGGGGUUCAGCCUAUAUGUUUUUUCCAUAUUUACACUCUGACCGUGAUCAAAUUUUUGUGCUUAAAUCCACUGGAAAGGUGAAACCUUGUAUAUCAUUCUUGGUAAGGUUUUGUAUAAAAUCUAAGCAACAUUUGUCCAUGUGUAUUUAGUAAUAGGGCAAAACACAUUCCCUCACACUAUCAACAUAUUCAGAAUUUUCACAUGCUUGUUCCAAUCAAUGAUGACGGCAGAAUUUGUUCAAGAGGUUUGAAUUCAAUUUUCAGUUUUGAUUUAUUUAUAGCUAUUACAAAAUGUGAUAUUUUGUAGUUGAUUAGUUUGCCAGUUACCUUCCAGUUUUUGCAAUAGUUGUAUCUAGUUUUGACCUUGCUCUUUAAUUCUGUGAAGGUGCGUACUUGGGUCAGUAGACUUCUUCUCAAGGUAGACACAAUAUUAUGGAAACAACUUCCUUAUAACGGUAUAAGGAUCUAUACCGAAACAUCGCUUUUCACAGUAUGAAAGAAGUUGUUAUCCAUAAUAUUGUGUCUACCUUGUCAUCCGUCAACUUCUAAGUAAUGCCUAGCAAACAAUUUAGACUUCUUCUCCACUGAAAGUUCCAGAAUGAGGGAGCUGAGCUCCGUUUCUUCAUAUAUGAUGAUGUUAUAUUUUGUUCAAAUGAUUCAAUUUUAGUGUUAAUGCAUAUAAGAAGAGUAAUAUUCUGUCAUGAGACCUGAUACUCAAUGUAGAAAAAAGUAUAUACUUGGGAGAAUUGGAGUUGAUCAAUAAAUUAAACAUUAUCAUGACGUUAACAGGCUGAAAACAGGCUCAAAAACACUUCAAACAUAAGUUCCAAACCACCAUUAUGAUACCUGUAUCAGAUACAUUGCUAUUGAUUUACCAUUUCUUUUUCUUUUUUUUCUUUUUUGCAACAAUCAAACAUUGGUGUAUAGUUUCUUUUUCCCAGCAGUUUUCAAAGAGAGCACAAACAAAACGAACAAGAAACUCUCAACAGAUCGCUGUGAAUUGAUAUAUUUCCUUUCUUUUUUAUAUGUUAUCGUUUGAUAUUCCUAUAUUAUUUUCAGCAUUGAGAAAUAACGAUUAUCUGAAUAAUACAGAAGGAAAAGUGAUGUGUAUUUUUGUUAAAUUCAUUUUGUAGAUAAUUAGUCAAAUUUAUGUAACUAUGUAAAAUAAAUGAGAUUUCUCACA